AUUACACUCUGAUCCCCUCAAUACUCUGUCUCCCUCUGCUGGCAUAUUUAUAUAGUACAAUAGUCUUCAAUGAAUGGUAAUAAUUUUGCAUUGAGGAAGAGCAGAAUAUGUAUUUAUAUCUAAUCUCCUCAAUCAUGAUCAUCUGCCUUCAAGUUUUUUUUCUGUCAGUGUUUUUUCAGUGUUUUCUUCUGUCAGGGUGAAGGCAACAAGCAGCUAUUGAAAAAGCCUAAAGUAGCAGGGUUAUUAAAUAUUAGAGGUGCGGAGUCAUACAUUUGAUGAAUUUUAACUCAACUUGACAAAAUUAGUAAAGACUUGUAACAUCGACCUCUGACUUCACUUUGACUUGAGCCUUUUUACUUGAAAAUACUUGAUAACUUCUUAAAAGUAUGUUAUUCAAAAAGUGUGCCACAAAUCAAUUUGACUCCUGAAUCAGCUAACAUUAAUGCUAUUUAUUCCCAGGAAGUCAACACUUAAUUCUAGAGAUCUACUUUGUUUGAACCAGUCUGACAGCAUCCAAUUGGGUCGCUGGAGAGAACCAUAAAGAACUAAGAGAUAAAAUAAAACUACAAUCAAGACAAUAAAUGAGAAUUAAAUAAGAUAGCAAUAAAACAGACAGCUCAGAUAAAAUCAGGAUACGGUUCCCGAUAGAAGUACAUUUUUAGGAGAGACUUAAAUAAUGACAGUGACUCAGACUGCCUUAUAUCCUUGGGCAGGUCGUUCCCCAGCCUCAGGGCCCUGAUUUCAAAAGCUCUGUCUCCUUUAGUCUUCAGUUUGGACUCUGGAAUAAACAAAAGACCUCUGCCCAAAGAUCUGAAACUACGCAAAGGUUCAUGAGAGAUUGAAAGGUCUGAAAUGUAAUCUGGAGCCAGGAGCCUUAAGUAAUCAAUAAGAUUUUAAAAUCAAUCCUGAAACAGACAGGGAGCCGAUGUAAAGGGGCUAAAACCAGUGUGGUGUGAUUGGACUUCCUGGCUCUUGUUAAAAGCCUAGCGACUGAGAUUUAAUACAUUAUUAGUCUGUUUUUGAAAUGGCAUUACAUAUGGUGAGCACAUUAUGGCAUGUUUUGAACUUGAAACUUGAAAUUUAGGACUUGGGACUUGACUUCAGCUUUGUUGGUCUUGACUUCACUUGAGACUUACUUUAGACUUGCAAAACAAUGACAUGGUCCCACCUCUAUUAAAUUUUGAAACAGUUUUCUUAGAGCAUUUCUGAUACAUCUGCUUGUUUUAACGUACUAAAACAAAAGCCCAGACUUAAUAAAGUACACCAACCAUCUUAAGUGUUUGAUUGGUUGCAAGUUGAAGAGACAUUUUAAUCUACUUUUCAGCUUGACCUUGACAGAAGUAUGAUAUAAUAAUCCUAUGUCUAUCAAUUUUAACGCUCUCUCCAAUUUUCUUCAAGUCUAUGCCAUGGAAAUCAACCCUCCGUGUGGUGAACAUUUAUAUGACGAGGAUGGAAAGAAACUGCCUCCAUGUAUCCCUGGCGCCUGGCUCACACCUGCCAUCAUGGCCUGUUACCUUCUCGUGGCAAACAUUCUGCUGGUCAACUUGCUCAUCGCAGUGUUCAACAACACCUUCUUUGAAGUCAAGUCCAUUUCCAACCAGGUGUGGAAGUUCCAGAGAUAUCAGCUGAUCAUGACAUUCCACGACCGUCCCAUCCUGCCGCCACCUCUCAUCAUCUUCAGCCACCUCUACAUCCUCUUCAACAGGCUGUUUCGGCGGUGCGCCAGGAAGAGACAAGAAGGAGAGCUGGAUGAGAAGGACCGCGGACUCAAGCUUAGGCUGAAUCCAGAGGAGCUAAAGAACUUGUACGAAUUUGAAGAACAGUGCGUGGAGGAAUAUUUCCGUGAAAAAGAGGACGAGCAGCAAUCCUCCAGUGACGAACGCAUCAAGGUUACCUCAGAGAGGGUUGAGAAUAUGUCCAUGCGUCUGGAGGAGGUCAAUGAGAGAGAGAACACAAUGAAGGCCUCCCUGCAGACGGUGGAUCUGCGCCUGGCACAGCUGGAGGAGAUCCAUGGACGAAUGGCAGUUGCCCUGGAAAAGCUUGCAGGGGUGGACAGACUGGAGCUGACCAGAACCUAUUCACGAAACUCCUCUGUGUGUGACCCCUCGUCCCUACUUCGCCAGGGCAGUAUCAACAGCGCUGAUGGUUACAGUCUUUACCGCUUCCACAUGGACAUGGAGGAGUUUGCAUCGAAGCAGAAGGACCCAGAUGAGACACCUAAAACUAGUGUAGAAAGACAGAGGAGUCUGCGGCAAGCCUCCAGUGUUUGCACUCUCAACCCAAAGGACGGAGGUCAGACCCUAGAGGUCGGUGGUUUGGACAGAUCGCGACCGAGUUCAUGUGUGGACAUUCUCAUAUCUCCGUGUGAACAAAAGCCUGCUUCUGCAGCAUCAAGUCAAGAGACCAUAUCCAACAUAAGACAAGGCAGCACAGUGCUGCUAAAUAGACUGUCAGAUAAGGAUAGACUAAAGCCAUCGUCCCCACCAAAAAGGACUAAAUCCUUGAAAUACUUCCCUGUGGAAGACCAACCCAGCUCUCCUUUGUCAAAGAGGAGGGCCAUGAGCACCAUCAUAGUCAGCCCACCUGAUGAACCAGAGGAAGCAGAUGAACUCACAAAGGGCCAACUUCCGCCAGGAAACCCCUCCUCCCCAAAGAGGACUAAAUCACUGAGAUACAUCCCUACUGAAAUCCAAAGCCAGACGUCCCCUAUCACGAAGAAGAGAGCUAUGAGCAGCAUCAUCUACAACCCAGCUGAGGCAGGCGAUGAUGUGCAAACUGCAGACUACAGGUCGGUAGUGGAGCAGAUCACUAAGGCGCCUAAUCAGUGGCCGGCGAACUUGGAGUACCAGGUGCACCCGAGCAGUGUUGGUCACAUGCCCAAGGUGUCAACAGUGAGAGCUCUCACCCAGCAGUUUCAGGCUACAGAGAUAAAAAAAGAGGAGAAUCAGACUGAUCAUAUAGAAAGUAAGGGAGCUCUUCCAGAAGCAGAGCCCACCGCAGAACAAACAAAGAUAAAGGCCAAGAGAAACCUCUCAGACACUACCAUGUAUCUGACUGUAAGCGAUGAGAAGUAUUUGCCGUCUCAUAGGUCACAGAGCUUUAAUGCCAGCGAGAGGAAAGCAAAGGGCCCGGUGGUUAGCAAGGAGCCGAGAGCCUCCAGCAGCGAGAGAGACCUUCUUCAAGCCUGCAGGGCGGCAGGGGAAGAUGUGGGGAAGAAGAUGGAGGCAAAGAAAGAAGAUGAUGCAUAGGAGAAG
This is a messenger RNA of Epinephelus fuscoguttatus (brown-marbled grouper), 3254 nucleotides long. Its product is annotated as transient receptor potential cation channel subfamily M member 1. Bases 1359 to 3248 code for a protein of 629 amino acids. The transcript is spliced from 5 exons. The record is from RefSeq and is a predicted model, not a curated record. Gene Ontology annotation, biological process: protein tetramerization; calcium ion transport into cytosol. NCBI's taxonomy places the organism in Eukaryota, Metazoa, Chordata, Actinopteri, Perciformes, Serranidae. Gene Ontology annotation, molecular function: calcium channel activity.